Molecule: messenger RNA, 1862 nt
Organism: Caenorhabditis elegans
Lineage: Eukaryota; Metazoa; Nematoda; Chromadorea; Rhabditida; Rhabditidae
Gene: scav-6
Product: SCAVenger receptor (CD36 family) related
Biological process (GO): vesicle-mediated transport
Cellular component (GO): membrane
Source: RefSeq, marked reviewed
AAAAUGGGUUUUCGGAUACGGAUAAAUAAACUAGAUGUAUUCUUAGUUGUUAUUGCAAUUGUGUUUAUUGUGUUUGGAAUUGUUACUUGGGCGGCAUUCUCUUCAAUUUACAGUACUCUGGUCAUAAAGAACCUACAACUAACUGAAAAUUCUGAUACCAGUCUAGGAUAUUCUGCAUUUCAAUAUACAAGUCCUCAAGUGGAUAAUAUAAUGAAAUUCUACUUUUUUAAUGUUACAAAUCCAGACGAAGUGAAAUACUAUUCUGCUGCACCAAAUUUGGUAGAAAUUGGUCCAUUUUCUGUAAUGGAAAGUGAGCAGAAAAAAUAUCUGGAAUUCAGUGAUGAUAAAUCACAAAUGUUUUAUCAAAAUUACAAAAAGUAUAUUUUAUCAAAAGAUUAUUCGUGUGAAGAUUGUGACUGGGACAGAAAUAUUGUUUUUCCGAAUCCACCAGGAUUGGGGGCUGUUGCUUCAAUGUUAGAUCCACAAUUCCAAAUCACAAAAACGGGAAGAACAAUUAUUGCAGUGGCUUUAACAAUUCUUGGUGAAUAUCCAUUUGUUUCUCAUAAAGUUCGUGAAGUUCUGUUUGACGGUUACGAGGAUGCUUUACUGUCCGCUGCUCAUUCAGGGUUCGUGACAGUUUUAUCAGGAAUAUUCAAAGGAGAUGGUGGAAGUAUCGUUCCAAUUCCGAUUCCAGCUAUGCCGAAAUUUGGAUAUUUUCAAGGGUAUAACAACUCAAGAGAUGAGGAAUAUUGGAUUGAAACGGGAAAGAAAGAUAUAAACCAAAUAGGAAAUGUUCAGCGAUGGGCUGGAAUUACAGAACUUCCUGGGGAAUGGUGGACUACUCCAAAGGCUAGAAGUAUUCGUGGAAGUGAUUCUGGAAGUUUCACUCAAAUGCACUUGGACGAGUCAUCAACUGCUGAUAUGUUCUUUUCAUUCAUGUGCCGAUCAUUCACAAAAACCUUUUACCAGAGGGAAACGAUUGAGUCAAUUCCAACAAUUGGUUAUCAUAUUGGGUACGACGAAUGGGACACCACAUCUGAUAACAAUGUGGGCUUCCGUUAUCGAAAUAUUGAAAAGAGAAACUAUUUUCCUGACUGGCCAAAAUGUCCACCAAAAGGUCAAUGUCAUCAAUCAGGCUCUAUUGAUUGUUCAAAGUCAAUUAAUUUCUGUCAUGCAUGUUGUGAUGGUUCCCUAUAUAAUGGAACAUACCUUCUACCACCUGGAAUGUUUCCACUUGUAUGCUAUCCAGGAAGACUUCAACCAACACCAUUUGCCGUUGUUUAUUCUCCUCCUCAUUUCCUGUUCUCUCCAGAUGAAGUACGGACUACUGUAGUUGGAAUGGCUCCCAAUAAAAGCCUACAUGAGCCAAUGAUUUAUUACCAUGAACCUUAUAGUGGAACAACAUUAAAAGUUGUAAAUCGUCUUCAAGUGAAUAUGCCAGUCAUUCGAUCUCAUGAUGUUCCAAGUAGUCAAAAUAUGCCAAAUGUUAUGAUUCCACUGUUCUGGCAGGAUACAUCACCGAAAUAUCACCAAUUCAUUUUUAAUGAAGUAUGGCUCGGAUUUGUAUUAGUGCCUCGAUUGAUGAGGGUUCUACAAUUUGUGGCUCUUGGAAUUGGCCUUCUUCUGGUGGCGAUUAUAGUUUUUCUUCAAUUAAGAAAAGGAAAACCGUCUUUGAUUAGACCUUUGAAAACAAGUUUCUUAGAAACGACAAGUAAUUGGUUAUCUUCGACAUCUUCUUCCAAUUCAAAUGAAAGUAGAGGAUUAAGGAGAAUGUGAUUUUAUUUGUUUUUCAAUGUACUUUUGCAAUAAAAUAAAUUUUAAUGUGUUCUAAAAAUUGUUGAUAAAAGUUGAAGCUUGUUAAA